Molecule: messenger RNA, 1217 nt
Organism: Aspergillus nidulans FGSC A4
Lineage: Eukaryota; Fungi; Ascomycota; Eurotiomycetes; Eurotiales; Aspergillaceae
Product: cystathionine gamma-synthase
Exons: 2
Coding region: 1-1206 (401 amino acids)
Biological process (GO): transsulfuration
Molecular function (GO): pyridoxal phosphate binding
Source: RefSeq, a predicted model, not a curated record
AUGCUGCCAGAAGGCCAGGACGUUGGCGCCUCGACGCGCUCACUGCAUGCAGACGAUGUGCUAAAUGUCGUCACUGAUGUUGCGCCUCCUAUUCAUGUUGCGACCACCUUCCGCUAUUCCGAUGACCCGGCCAAGUUGAUGCCGGCGGCAGAUCUCAAUGGGAGGUUAACCGCGCAGACCCUCGAGGAGCAAUCGUCAUAUAUCUACUCGCGUCUCACUGCGCCAACUACUACCCGAUUCGAAGCCAUUCUUUCGUCUCUCCUCAACGGCCAAACCAUCAGUUACUCAUCGGGGCUGUCGGCAUUCCAUGCGGCUCUCACCCUUCUAAACCCUCGUAGGAUCUCGAUCGGCAAAGGAUAUCAUGGAUGCCACGGUGUGAUUGACAUUUUCAACCGUCUGAAUGGACUUCAGAAGCUGGAUUUGGAUUGCCCAGCCGAACAGCUGGAGGCUGGGGAUGUCAUACACUUGGAAACUCCAGUCAAUCCUGAGGGGACCUCUUUCAAUAUUGAGCAAUAUGCCAAGAAAGCACACUCUCGAGGAGCUUAUCUGAUAGUUGACGGAACUUUUGCCCCGCCGCCUCUGCAAGACCCGUUCAAAUUUGGUGCUGACCUGGUGCUGCACUCUGGAUCCAAAUACUUUGGAGGGCACAGCGAUGUCUUGUGCGGAGUUCUGGCCACGCAGAACAAGGACUGGGCGCAGCAAUUGCUCAGAGACCGCGUUUUCCUUGGUGGUGUCAUGGGCAAUCUGGAGGGCUGGCUCGGCGUCCGGAGUUUGCGGACUCUGGAGGUUCGUGUGCAACGGCUGAGCCAGAACGCAACGAAUUUGGUCUUGUGGCUUCACAACGCGCUGCAGACUCCAAGCCCCGCACCCGGCAGCGAUGAAGAGGCGACGCAGAAAGUGCUGGAGCAGGUUUUCCACUCCAGCCUUCAAAAGGACGACGAGUCCUGGCUCCUGAAGCAGAUGCCGAACGGGUUCGGGCCUGUCUUCUCGAUCACCAUGAGAGAAGAAGACUAUGCGCGCCACUUGCCAAGCAAGCUUGCCCUGUUCCAGCACGCGACCAGUCUGGGUGGCGUAGAGUCGUUGAUUGAAUGGCGGACAAUGUCGGACAAGACGGUGGACCGACGGUUGCUGCGAGUUAGCAUUGGGUUGGAGAACUGGGAGGAUUUGAAGCGGGAUCUGGUGAAUGCUUUUAGAGCACUGGUUUAGAUACACCUAUA